GUCAACACAACUGUCAUGCUCUUGAAGGAACAGUAGUUCACCUACGAUUCAUUAGAAGUCUCUGUUGAAUAACUUCAUAGCAGUAGAAGCACAAUGGGGUUCUUACUCUCCAAAUCCAUGGACCAAAACUUCAAAAACCAGCAGGAAUUUAUGCUUCUCAAUGCUCGGCUACAGAUGGAGCGUCAGAUAAUGAUGCAGAAUCAGAUGAGGGAGAGGCAGAUGGCCAUGCAGAUUGCCUGGUCAAGAGAGUUUCUCAAAUACUAUGGAGCCUUCUUCAGUCUUGCCACUUUUGGCCUCACUGUAGGAGCAGUUAGGAGAAAGAAGCCAGGUCUGUUUGCUCCGGUCAUCCCUCUGAGCUUCAUUCUGGUUUAUCAGCUGGACAUGGCCUAUGGGACAUUUGUUCAUCGCAUGAGGGAGGAGGCUGAAGUGAUCAUGACUCAGGAACACGGCCGUUUGGAUUUGCCUCACGGAACGCCGACGUUUGAGAGCAUUGAAAAAGCCCGGCGAGCCAAAUCCUCCCUCUCAUCUCUUCUGGAGAAAUGAGACAUGAGCUGGAGGCAUGGUCAGACUGUCACUCACACGGGGCCUUAAUCAACCAUCCACUGUACUCAUCCUCACCCAGUUAACGCUCGCCUUCACAGCUGAAGCAGAGAUGUCAAAAAAUUAUUGUGUAACAGCAGCAGCAAACAACAAACGCCUCAACCAACCACUGCUCUCCAUACCCGACAAACAUUUAGCCUGUUUAGAGAUGUAUAGUCAGUUUAGAAGUGUAUAGUCAGUUUAGAAGCAGACAUUUAGUCAUUCCCCAACCAGUUUGUGAUAGGAUCUAAGUAGUCCAACCAGUAAUUGUUAUGGUGGUCAUUCACUGUAGCCGGAAAUAUCCGCCAUCAAUCACUGCACAACCAUUCGUAGAGGAGUCAUUUUAGCAUUUGCAGCUAGUUAAGCUAAAGUUUUGCUGUGCAGUCUUUUGGUCAUGCUGACUUUUGAAUCUUAACACUCAGGCUAGGAUUGAAAUCCAGCUUUAUUAUUUCUUAUAUGUGCUGAAGACUAAGAAUAAAAUGCACUACUUUAGAGUGUGUUUAUCCACAUUUACAUGUAAAAUGGCUCCUGUUUGGCACUGACAGAAUGGCCUGUAUUGAAUACUUUGAUGUGGUCGUUGCUGUAUUAUCCCACUGUCAUUAGAUACAUGAAACAUGAAAAUGUAUCUGUAAAAAUGACUUACAAGUGCAAAAUAUUGACUGAAGACAGUGUCGGAGGAUAUUAAGGUACAUAAAGAUUAUGUAAAUGAUUUAUGUUGUAAUUAGACCCUUAACACAAAUGACCGACAUCUUUACAAAAGGAAAAAGUUGCACUUAUUUUUAUAUAUAUAUAUAUUUGGGUUUGUUUGUUUGAGGUUUGGUU
This is a messenger RNA of Chanos chanos (milkfish), 1401 nucleotides long. It is a transcript of the gene plgrkt, whose product is annotated as plasminogen receptor, C-terminal lysine transmembrane protein. Lineage: Eukaryota; Metazoa; Chordata; Actinopteri; Gonorynchiformes; Chanidae. Bases 94 to 543 code for a protein of 149 amino acids. Gene Ontology annotation, cellular component: plasma membrane. The transcript is spliced from 5 exons. Gene Ontology annotation, biological process: positive regulation of plasminogen activation. The record is from RefSeq and is a predicted model, not a curated record.